CCAAGUCUUCCUCACUUUUAUCAUUUCCGCAGCCUCCCAUUAGCUCCAUCUCAGCACCCCACAAAAAAGAAAAAUGCAUUUCAAUAUCCUCUCAAUUACCAUCCCUCUCUGCUUGUUACUCAAUCAAAUUCUUUUUUCUGUUGCGACCACCAAAUCAUCUGUUCUUUAUCACCCAAUUGACAACAUCGCCGUCAACUGCGGCUCCUCCAGCAACUCUACUGCAGUAGAUGGCCGGCAAUGGACCGGAGAUAUCGGUUCGAGUUACGCCCCUUUAUUACAUAGUAACAAAGGAAAAUUGAUUAGCUCAAAAGCCACUAGCCCACCACUUUCUCCUGAUCCAGUGCCUUAUAUGUCAGCCCGGCUCUCCUGUUGGCCUUUCACAUAUGCAUUCCGAGUCUCCCCGGGCCAAAAGUUUAUCCGCCUACAUUUCUAUCCAGCUACAUACCGGGGUGGUUUUAAACGGUCUAAGGCCUUUUUUACUGUAAAAACUGGUCCAUAUACCCUUCUUAGCAACUUUAGUGCUUCCCUUAUAGCUGAUGCUUCAGGCUUGGACUCUCUUGUUAAAGAGUAUUGUGUGAAUGUGGAAGAAAAUCAGCCACUAAUCAUAACGUUCUCUCCUUACUCAUUAGGUGGUUCUUCUGAUGAGGCAUAUGCUUUUGUCAAUGGGAUUGAAAUCGUCUCGAUGCCGGCUGGACUUUAUCAUACACAAGAGGGUGAUGCAGGUGCACAUGUUGUCGGCCAGAAUUUUCGACUCCCAAUUGAUAAAAGCAUUGCACUCGAGAUGGUGCAUCGGUUCAAUGUUGGUGGAACAGCCAUCUCAUCCAUAGAAGAUACAGGUUUGUUUCGUGAUUGGUCUCAGGACUCAAAUUUUUUGAUGGAAACAUCAUAUGUCCAGCCAGUUACUACCACCCUUCGCAUCAAAUACACAAGUAUACCAUCAUACACUGCUCCUCAGAAAGUUUACCAAACAUCAUGGUCAAUGGCUACAGACAGGCAACAGAACGGUAACUUCAAUUUUACGUGGAAGUUGCCUAUUGAUUUUGGAUUCAGGUACCUUCUCAGGUUACAUUUUUGUGACUUUGAAUACGAAAUAGAAGAGCGUGACCGCACAAAAUUUAGUGUCUUCUUUGAUGAACACGUUGCUGAAGCUAAAGCUGAUAUUAUCAAAUGGAGUGGUGGAAACAGGGUUGCGGUGUAUAGGGACUACGUGGUGAGGAUUGAAGGAGAUAGGAUGGAGGGAAAACACGAUUUGCUCAUAGCAUACUUCCCUCAGAACCAUGAAUGGAUUGAAGACAUUGAUACAGUUCUAAAGGGGUUGGAGGUAUUCAAGCUUAGCAACCCCGACAAAAAUCUUGCUGGUGUGAACCCGGUGCCGCUAUCAUCUGCUUCGACAUCUAGUAACACAAAACCCCAGAAGUUUGUGUAUCUUUCCGGUGGUAAUGCCCUUGCAACAGUUUUGGUAAUAUUACUCACCUUUACGAAUAUUAGUGUUUACAUGUUACGUGUUUGGGUUGAGAAAUUUGGCGAAAAGAACAUCUCACCAUUGCCGCCUGAAGGGUUGUGUCGUCGCUUCUCACUUUCUGAGGUCCUCUUAGUGACCAACAACUUCAGUCAUGAAUUUUUCAUUGGAAGUGGUGGAUUUGGUAAUGUCUACAAGGCGCACAUCGAUGAUGGAACAACUACUGUUGCCAUAAAGAGGUUGAAUUCAAAGUCAAAGCAAGGGGCAGAUGAGUUUCGGACAGAGAUUGAGAUGCUUUCUAACCUUCGGCAUACGCAUCUCGUGAGUCUUAUAGGCUAUUGUGAUGAACGCCAGGAGAUGAUCCUUGUUUACGAGUACAUGGAGCAUGGUACACUUGCUGAUCAUCUUUAUAAGCAUUAUACUUUUGGUAAUGGCACUAUUUGUCAUUUGUCAUGGGAUCAAAGGAUGAAAGUUUGCAUCGGUGCUGCUCGUGGACUGGAUUACCUCCAUACAAGUACUCGAUGUGGUAUCAUACACCGCGAUAUUAAAACGACAAAUAUUCUUCUGGACAAGGAUUGGGUUGCCAAGAUUUCAGAUUUUGGGUUGUGCAAAGAAGGCACUACAAGCCAUUCACACACUCAUGUUAGCACUGAUGUUAAAGGAACGUUUGGCUACUUGGAUCCAGAAUAUUUCUUAACCCGUAGACUAACUAAGAAAUCAGAUGUCUAUGCAUUUGGUGUCGUGUUGUUAGAAGUGCUUUGUGGGAGGCAGUCCCUGGAUUUAAGUUUGGUGGAGGAGCAACGCAGUCUAGCUUGGUGGGCUCAACAAUGUAUCAAAGAGGAAAAGUAUGAUCAACUUAUCGACCCCAAGUUGAGGGACCAAAUCUCGCCACAGUGUUUGAAGGUGUUUACAGAAGUUGCUAAUAAAUGCUUGCAUAAGCAUUCAAGUGGACGGCCUACCAUGACUGAUGUCGUGGCGAGCCUCGAGUGCAUGUUGGCAUCACAGGAGCAACCCAAAAAUGCUUGCAUAGAGGAGGGGGAGGAGGAGAAAGGGGUGGAAGAGGAGGAGGAUGUCAAUGUUCAUGGGGAUCCCAACCAACUGAUUUAUUACAAUGAUAUGAACAAACAGCAAACUGAAAUUUUUCCACAAGGUAUUGUUGCCUCCUCAUCCACUCCGGUGCAGCUUAAUGAUAAUACCCAUCCACAUGGUAUUGUUGCCUCCUCAUCCACUCCGGUGCAGCUUAAUGGUGAUACCCAACGCCAGAAGAGGUCGAGGAAAAAUCUGUCUCAAAGGGUUAGUGUAUUUUUAGCUGGAGUUAUGGGUAUCCGGUCGAUGGGAAUAGAUGAUGUAGAGAUUCGAACUACAGCCACAAACGAUUCAACCAGCCAAGCAACCAACACUGCUCCUUGUUCAGAUGAAAGCAACAGCACUGGCAACUCGCAGAUCUCUUCAAGCAACAGCACUGGCAAUUGGCAGAUCUCUUCAAGCAACAGCACUGGCAACUGGCAGAUCUCUUCAGGGAGUGACACUGAUAUGCCAUAUCUAGAUGGGCGGAUCUUACCCACCCCAAAUUUUAGGAUAUUCAGUUUCUCAGAAUUGAGGAAUGCUACCAAAAACUUCAGAAUUGAUAAUUUGUUGGGAGAAGGACGUUUUGGCACAGUUUACAAGGGUUGGCUUGAUGCGAAAGUGACAUCAAAGAACGGCAGUGGAAUUGCUGUUGCAAUAAAACGGGUGGAUUACAGAUAUGAGGGGCCUCUGCUGGGCAGUGUCUUUGAAAUUUUGCUGUCUGAUGUCAGUUUCUUAGGAAGGCUUUCUCAUUCUAACCUUGUUAAGAUAUUGGGGUAUUGUUGGGAAGAUCCAAAGCUAUUCCUUGUCUAUGAAUUCAUGCAAAAAGGCAGCUUGGAUCAGCACCUUUUUGGAAGGGCCUCUGCUGUUCAGUCAUUGCCAUGGGAUAUUCGGCUGAAGAUACUAAUAGGAGCAGCCCGAGGCCUGGCAUUUUUGCAUGCAUUAGAUGAUCCAGUAAUUUGCAGAGAAUUCAGUGCAUCAAAUAUAUUGCUUGAUGGGUCGUUCAAUUCCAAGAUCUCAGACUUCAACUAUUUAGAGUUGGAUUCCCCAAAAAGUUGGCGCCCUUGUGGGUAUGUGCCACCAAGAUUAACAGGAUUCUACGGACCCUGCAUUGCCCCAGAGUAUGUUGCCACAGGCCAUGUGCAUUUGAAGGGCGAUGUGUAUAGUUUUGGUGUUGUAUUGCUUGAGAUGCUUACGGGGUUACGUGCAUAUGAUACGAAUCGUCCGCUUCUGCAACAUAAUCUGGUAGACUGGGUCAAGCCCUAUUUAGAUAAUAGAAGAACGUUAGCAAGCGUAAUCGACCCCAGGUUGAAAGGGAGAUAUCCUAUGGAAGCUGCCCUGCGAAUAGCUCAUCUUGCUCUACAUUGUCUCGAAGAUAAACCCAAAACAAGGCCAUCAAUGGAACAAGUUGUGGAGACACUUGAAAGUAUCAGCGCAAGCCAAGGAAAACGCUUUGAUAGACCGCCCCCAAGGAGAAAUCAGUUGGAAGCCUUCAGAUAUUUUCUUAUGUCAAACAGUCUCCCAUUCCUCUAUGCCUUGUGAUCUCUUGAAAAAUGUUGGUGAAACUUCAUUUACACUCCUAUGGUUUGCUAGCUUGAGGUGCGGAAUACACCCCUCAUCUCAUUUAUUAGUGCAUAACUGAACUCCCUGUACUUCAUGGACUAAUGUGCACUGUUAAGUUUUCCAUCAGUGAAUAUUUGUUAGGACAAUAAUGCCCUCCUAAAUUUUUAGACUCAUAGAUUGUCAUUUC
Molecule: messenger RNA, 4274 nt
Organism: Rhododendron vialii
Lineage: Eukaryota; Viridiplantae; Streptophyta; Magnoliopsida; Ericales; Ericaceae
Product: receptor-like protein kinase FERONIA
Exons: 7
Coding region: 74-4066 (1330 amino acids)
Biological process (GO): protein phosphorylation
Molecular function (GO): ATP binding; protein kinase activity
Source: RefSeq, a predicted model, not a curated record